Molecule: messenger RNA, 3220 nt
Organism: Alligator mississippiensis (American alligator)
Lineage: Eukaryota; Metazoa; Chordata; Crocodylia; Alligatoridae
Gene: AKT2
Product: AKT serine/threonine kinase 2
Exons: 14
Coding region: 663-2108 (481 amino acids)
Biological process (GO): protein phosphorylation
Molecular function (GO): ATP binding; protein serine/threonine kinase activity
Source: RefSeq, a predicted model, not a curated record
CAGGUUUCCAGCCUGCCGGAUGCAUCGCAGCUGCCCAGCUGCCAGGCCGGGGGCCACAGGAUCUUAAAAAACCGAGGCACGGGACUGGGAUGUGAUGGAGUAACCCUGGCAGAGAACCCACAGGUCUUCCCCGCUGGCACCUGGCCGCCGUUCACCAUCCGCGAGGUAGCUGCUCCGCUCGGGGAAAGAGCAUGGUCAGAGAACCCAGGAGCCCUGGCUCCCUGCCUGGAGCUUAGCAAGGCCCCACUUCCUCUUUCUGUGAGGCCGCUCAGCGCUCUUCAACCUCGGAGCUUUCUCCAGCCCGGAGGGAUCCCUACACCCGGGCAGGAGCUGCCCGCACCUCCACACUUAAGCCUUGCAAUUCCCGGUGGAACAGCCCCGGAGCGAGCUGCCGAGGAGGCUGCAGGUUCUCCCCACGAAGCGGCCGAGAUCUACUGCUCUGAGGCCGUGCCCUCGGCUCUGCCCCCAGUGUGUUUUUCGGACUGAGUCACUCACUUCUCGUUAGGGCUGCAGAGGGGAGAUCCCUCGUUGCAGCUGUCGUCGAGCUGCCUCAUCGCUGGAAGAUAGGGCCCAACUCCAAGCACGGCUCAUCCUGUGGCUGCUGGCAUUAGCCCGUUCCCUGGUCCUGCCCGGCAGAGGCGGCCGGAAGCUGUGGCUCCACCAUGAACGAGGUGUCGGUCGUUAAAGAGGGCUGGCUGCACAAGAGAGGUGAAUACAUCAAAACGUGGCGACCCAGGUACUUCCUGCUGAAGAGCGAUGGCUCUUUCAUCGGCUACAAGGAGAGACCUGAGACGUCUGACCAGAGCCUGCCACCUCUCAACAACUUCUCAGUUGCAGAAUGCCAGCUGAUGGAGACGGAGCGCCCCCGGCCCAACACCUUUGUCAUCCGGUGCCUGCAGUGGACGACUGUCAUCGAGAGGACGUUCCAUGUGGACUCCCCUGACGAGCGGGAGGAGUGGAUGCGGGCCAUCCAGACAGUCGCCAACAGCCUCAAGAACCAGGAGCCGGAGGAGGAUGUGAUGGAUUACAAGUGUGGCUCGCCCAAUGACAGCGCAGGUGCCGAGGAGAUGGAAGUGGCUGUGACCAAGACCCGUGUCAAAGCAACCAUGAACGACUUCGACUACCUUAAGCUGCUGGGCAAGGGUACCUUCGGCAAGGUCAUCCUGGUGCGAGAGAAGGCCACGGGGCGCUACUAUGCCAUGAAGAUCCUGCGCAAGGAAGUCAUCAUCGCCAAGGACGAGGUGGCGCACACGGUGACGGAGAGCAGAGUGCUGCAGAACACCCGGCACCCCUUCCUCACGGCGCUGAAAUACGCCUUCCAGACCAACGACCGGCUCUGCUUCGUCAUGGAGUACGCCAACGGAGGGGAGCUGUUCUUUCACCUCUCGAGGGAGCGUGUGUUCACUGAGGACCGGGCCCGUUUCUACGGCGCCGAGAUCGUGUCUGCGCUCGAAUACCUGCACUCCCGUGACGUAGUGUACCGGGACAUCAAGCUGGAAAAUCUCAUGCUGGACAAAGAUGGCCACAUCAAGAUCACGGACUUCGGGCUUUGCAAGGAAGGCAUCACGGACGGAGCCACCAUGAAGACCUUCUGCGGCACGCCCGAAUACUUGGCCCCAGAGGUGCUGGAAGACAACGACUACGGGCGAGCCGUAGACUGGUGGGGCCUGGGCGUCGUCAUGUACGAGAUGAUGUGCGGCCGCCUUCCCUUCUACAACCAGGACCACGAGCGCCUCUUCGAGCUCAUCCUCAUGGAGGAGAUCCGCUUCCCCCGCACCCUCAGCCCUGAGGCCAAGUCCCUGUUGGCCGGCCUGCUCAAGAAGGACCCCAAGCAGAGGCUCGGGGGCGGCACCAGCGACGCCAAGGAGGUGAUGGAGCAUCGGUUCUUCGUGGCCAUUAACUGGCAAGAUGUGGUGCAGAAGAAGCUGGUACCACCGUUCAAGCCCCAGGUGACGUCCGAGAUCGACACGCGGUACUUCGACGACGAGUUCACGGCGCAGUCGAUCACCAUCACGCCACCUGACCGCUAUGACAACCUGGACUCGCUGGAGGCCGACCAGAGGACGCACUUCCCGCAGUUCUCCUACUCGGCCAGCAUCCGGGAAUAGUGCGGCAGAGACGGGCUCGGGGCUGCCAGGACUCGGGCGCUGGCAGGGCCCCGCGCCCCCGCCCGCCCCGCAAGCCAUACAGGAAGAACCCAAGUGCCCCGAGCCUGGCGCACAGCCCCGAGGACACCCGGCCCUGGCUCCGGCGCGGAGCUCCUGGGAUCGCUGCCGCUGUCCCCGCAGGAGCCCCCGGCCCUUGGAGGAGAGCAGCUCUGCUGCUGCCCGAGCAAUAACAUGUCUCCAUCGGUGCCUUAAAGCUAGGCCCGGGGCUGGCCCUGCCCGCUGGCACCUCCUGGGUAGGGGCAUCACAGAAGCAGCCAGCAGCUCCGGUUUGGCACCUCUCCGGGGCUCAGGGCCUGCGGGGGGGCCACGCUGGGGCUCCGGCUCCCCUGUCCCCGUGCCAUGAGCUGCCUGCGGGGCUGGGGCCUGCUCACAGGGACGUUGCCUUCUUCGCCCCGGCUGGUGAUGGACAUGGGUUAGAGCCCCACGUACUGCCUCCGAGAGCCUGUGCCAGGUCCGGCCGCCCCCUCCGGCUCCUGGCUCCGAUCCCCCCCUGGCUACCGCAGCCCUCAGGAGGAAAGGGGGGCUGCUAGCACCAGGCUGGAGCCCGAGCCGGCGGGGGACAGGCCUGCACAUGGACAAUGCGGAGAGGCCAGACAGGCUCCAGGGGCAGAGGCCGGCGCCCCAGAGACUGGCACCAGCCCUUUCCGCCACCCUGCAUUGGGACUCCCAGCUGGUGUGGUGGUGCGGACCUGUUGGCAGGGCCCGGCGCCCCCACGAGAGCACGUCUCGACCCAUGGAUUUCUCUGCGCUGCAUCGGGGGCAGCACAGUAGCGGGCGGCGCGGCAUCAGGUGCUGCCAGGUGGGGGCUGCGUGCCCCUCGAGGGCCCUGGUGCAGUUCCUCGGCACGGCUCGUCAUCUGGUUUUCUGUUUUGCGUUCAGGACAGAGCUGGACCGGGCACGACCUGGGCCCGAGUCUGGGGGGUGGGGAACGGGAGGGGGAAGGCCUUGGAUGACCCCCAGGGUGCUGUGGCCGCUGCCCCCCCGCCCGGGUCUGCACGCACCUCGGCCGCCCCCUCUUGUUACGGUACAAGCAAUAAAGACUGUUUUGGAGA